UCAGGUGUAUGUGCAAUACGUUCAGGUAUCAGCACGUAGUUCACCAUUAUGGCAAUGGAUGUGUCCUUGGUCUUACCGGUUGUGUUAUCUCUGAUAACACAAAUACAAGGUUGUGACCUCCUUAAAGGGUCUCAGUAUUAUUUGGUGACUCCUGGGACUUCAUUGGUCAACCGAUUGUCCAUUGGUGCCACUCAUGGUGUUGACACCGUCAAGGGUGGUCAGAAAUGUACUAUCCGACCCGUUCAGGACGGACCUGCACCAGGUUUAGAAGAGAGGAGUAAAGCAGUCGGGUGGGGACCGUAUCAAGAGUGUCAGAAGUCGGAUAUUGGCAGGCAACCUGAUAUAUACCAUCCUUACAUGAAGUCUUUAGUCCCGCCUACAGAAACCAAUCUAUUCAAACAGAUGCACUUGGACCGAGGUUGGUAUUUGCGGUACGGUUCACUUCCCAACACAGCCGUUCGACAUGGCGCCACCGUCACAGAGAAACUUCGUCCCAGACAACCGCGCAGAGAUCUACAAACAAAGCUUGUCAUAACUCUCUUGCUGGGUCUUGUAACCAUGCUGGUGAUGGGGACAACUAUUGAUGUAGCGAUCCGUACUAGACCCGCAUUGUCAGUUUCUAUGACAACCUAUAUGCAACGUAUGACUUGGUGUAGAGUUCUGAAAUGCUUCUCUGUGUAUACCAACACCCUGAAACUAUUCGAUGUCACGGUGUCCUCGGACAGACUCGGAUGUCUCAAUGGUAUCCGUACAUUCUCCCAGCUCUGGAUUCUCUUCAGCCGCCUGCAUGCGUCAACUCUGGAUAAAGUCGCAACGAAAGGGUUAGCUGUAGCUCUGCCGUUGCCAUGGAGAAUUCUGAGACCAUAUGUAAGGGGUUAUCUGUCGGAGUCGUCCUAUGUUAUGAGUGGUUUACAGAUAACACUUACCAGUCUGGAACAAAAGCAGAAAGGGAAAAUAGACUGGAAGAAGCUGUAUCUACAAAGAUAUCUGCGAGCCACACCCCCAGCCAUCCUCGUCCUGCUGAUACUGACCACAUUCCUACCCUAUUUUUACAACGGAUCUCAAGACGUGAAAUUCCGAAACUGCUUACCGUGGUGGACGUACGCCACGCCCAUUAAAAUACACGAUGUUCCGCAUCGGGACUGUUUGCCUCAGGUGUUGUCAAGAAGGAUGGAUUUGAUGUAUGCUUUAGCAAGUCCACUGAUUUUUCAACCCCUCAUAUUAUCACCAACCCCAGGGUUAAUCUUGUCAGUCUUUGCGAGUGCGUCCUUCUUCCUUGUGAGUGAAUUAAAGUUUCGUCACGAUUCUGUACUGCAUCGCCUGCUCGGUAGAAGACGGUUUGGAUCCUACAUUGUCGGUGUCCUGGUCGGUUAUAUUCUGUUCAAGAACAAAGACAAAAUUGCACUACGCAAGAUAACACAGAUCAUCGCUUGGAGUUGUGCCCUUGGCGUCAUUUUCUUCCAUGUUUUCGGGGAGAGUUUAACGUGUACAGCGUUGAUCAGAGACACCCUGGGCUUCUACUAUGAACCGGUAUUCAAGGUGUUGUGGACAUUAAGUUUUGGGUGGAUCGUCAUCGCCUGUUGUACAGGUAACGGAGGCGUCAUCAACCAGUUUUUGUCGUGGAAGGUGAUGGUGCCCCUCAGUAAGCUAGGUUACAGCUCCUUCCUCACCCGCAUCGCUGUCGGUCACGUCUACAGCGCCAGAUUACAGGACAACUGCCACAACACGUGGUUUGAUACGGUGACGUCCUACACCUGGGUUACCUUCUACGCCCUGUCAGCAGCGUUCCUGCUCCAUCUUCUGUGUGUGGCUCCAGUAGGCAACCUGGUAGUGUUGUUGUGGAGCAGGGGCAAGGUGUCUAAAGAGUCACGUGUCAAGGAUGAGGACGACCCCACAGCAAUCAAAUCUCCCGAUCACAAACUUACGUCCAAUUGAGGGUAAUCAACACUAAUCAUUUCGUUCAAAUUAUGAACGUGUGCAUAUAUUGUAUAUGUACAGUCUAGGUGUUGGUUACUAACUUGAUAAUGAUGCGAUCGCCUCUACUAGACCCUGUAUUCGUUAACACCAGACAUCAUCUUUUUUUAUUGGCGAUUCAUAAACACAUGCUUAUUAUAUAGUCGGAAAUGUACAAUCGACUUUGGUUUAAGCAGAGAUUUGUUAUGGAUGUUGAAAGGGUUUUGCAGCUUCUUUUCACGAAGAGAAAUUUAUUCAAGGAUUAAUAUACAUGGAGAGAGGUG
This is a messenger RNA of Haliotis rubra (blacklip abalone), 2237 nucleotides long. Its product is annotated as nose resistant to fluoxetine protein 6-like. The transcript is spliced from 15 exons. The coding region runs from base 49 to 1935 and encodes 628 amino acids. Lineage: Eukaryota; Metazoa; Mollusca; Gastropoda; Lepetellida; Haliotidae. The record is from RefSeq and is a predicted model, not a curated record.